AAAUGACCUCGACCCCUACAGUAGGUCAACCACGCCGGGUACACGUUGACAGGUUCUCAGACUUAGAAGAUCACAAACUCGAUUGUCCAACAGAUUCUGAAACAGAAGACCAAGAUGCCUGAGAAGUGUAUCCUAGUCACUGGAGGGGCAGGCUAUGUGGGAAGCCAUUCUGUCAUCGAACUGAUUGCAGCAGAAUACUCCGUCGUUGUCCUUGACAACCUGGUCAAUGCCAGCAUGGAGAGUAUCCGCCGCGUGGAGGAGAUUGUCGGGAAGAAGAUCCAGACAUACAAUGUUGACCUGCUGGACAAGAAGGCAGUGGAAGAGGUGUUCGGCAAGCACAAGUUCAGUGCAGUGAUCCACUUCGCAGGUCUGAAGGCUGUUGGGGAGUCAUGUGACCUUCCGCUCUUGUACUACAAGACAAAUGUUGGCGGAACUGUCAACCUUUUAGAGGUGAUGAAGGAGAAUGGGGUCAACAACCUAGUGUUCUCCAGCUCUGCAACAGUGUAUGGAACACCACAGUAUCUGCCUCUGGACGAGAAACACCCAAUCGGGGGAUGUACCAAUCCUUAUGGCAAAACAAAAUAUUUCAUCGAAGAAAUUUUAAGAGAUCUCUCGAAUGCAGAAAAGCAGUGGAAUAUUGUUAUCCUGAGAUACUUCAACCCAGUUGGUGCUCACAAGUCGGGGAAGAUCGGGGAGGACCCUCAAGGUCCGCCAAACAACCUGAUGCCGUUUGUAGCCCAGGUGGCAGUAGGGCGAAGGUCUGAACUGAAGGUGUACGGCAGCGACUACGACACUCCCGAUGGGACAGGUGUUCGGGAUUACAUUCACGUAGUUGACCUUGCCCAAGGUCAUGUGGCAGCGAUUAAAAAAGUCGAAGAGGGCUGUGGAAGCAAGACCUACAACCUGGGAACUGGACAUGGCUACUCCGUACUGGACAUGGUCAAAGCAUUUGAGAAGGCAUCAGGAAAGUCGAUUCCAUACAGUAAAGUUGAGCGCCGUCUUGGAGACAUCGCCUCAUGUUAUGCUGAUGCUGCUCUUGCAAAGACAGAACUGCCGUGGACAGCACAAAAAAACCUGGAUGAGAUGUGUGAGGAUCUGUGGAGAUGGCAGUCUACCAAUCCGAAUGGCUUCCGAUCAGCUGAUGGCAAAUAAUGGCAACUAAUGCUAAGCAUUAAAUAAAUUACAAACAGUAGUUAUAACAAUCAUUGCCCGGUCUGCUUCACAACACCACAUUCAUCAGUGAUCUCUUUCAGGCAGCCAUGAAGAGGGACAGUUACAUGGAAUAAACAUUUAUUUUUGUAGAUCAUAGACAAUACAUACAGACUUGUUGGGAACAUAAUGGAAUGGUGAGCUUUGUGGGGAAGGCUCCACUGUAAAGUUCAUGUUGAACUUUGAAGACUUCACUGUAUCAAGUGUGAAAGUUUAGUCUCAAGUGCUGUGAAAGAUGGCUCCAUGUGUCAUGGGCUCCACUUUGUCAGAUGUAAUUGUUGACUAAUGUGAGUCUAUCUGAUGGCUCCAAAUGUCAUGUAGAACGGUGCUGUAUGACAUGGAUUGUCUUGUAGCACUUCUGUGUCUGAUGUGACGCUUGCUUUUAAUCUUGAUAUAGCUGUUACAUAUUACCGGUUGUGUCUUUGGUAUGAUCUUGUUUCCAUGGAAACACAUACUGCAAAUUUGUACCUUAACUAGCUGGUCUUGUGUGCCAAGUGUUUAUGACAUCGUGUAUGUUUUUGAGUAAGGGUCCACAAAUUAACCUUGUCUUACCUUGACCGCUGACCUUGAAAAGAAUGUGACAAUUUUUGUCAAUAUUAACAAUAUUUAAUUUUAAUCACAUAUCCAAGAACCAGAGGAUCAUUAAAAGCAGUGAGACCCCGACCUUGGGCAGGGCCAUACACCAAACUAUAUACAUUUGUGAAAUGUUACCUAUCAUUUUACAAGAAAUUUCUGGAAUUGACUGUAGUCUUCAUGAGGCCUACAUGGCUGCUAUCAUGAUUAUUUAUGUGUGUUGAAACAUUUUUUUUCUACGAGUUAUUAUAUCAUGUGUGUAUAGACAUCUGUACUGACUUAUAUUACAUGGAGUUAGAUUUGUAAAACAAAAGUAGUAUCGGCAGAAAUUGGUUCAACUUGAUAUUUAAUUUUCUUCCCUGUCACAAUUCAGUUACGGGGUAGGACAAGGUCCAACAAAAAGGCAGUCAUACCUUUCACACAUCCCGUCUUCUUGUUGAAAUGUCCAGUAAAUGUACUGGGAGUAGUACUGUCCUCCCUGGGUUGGGCCACUUUUGUCCAUGUAACCAGGGUGGCAUUGAAAACCAGACUAUACUGACAUGACACCAGAAGAUUAGAUUAAAACCAAGACACAUCCAUUUCAGCAGAGAUAUUUAUUCAAACAGAACUUUAUACCUUAGAACGGCUGGGGGUGAUUACAAACAGUAUUUUUAAUAAGUUUCUUUCUGGAACUUGUGGAAAUGUUCUGCACAGUUUUUGGCAAGGUUAAAAUGUAUACACAUGUACUUUUUUCACUCUCUGCCCCAUUUCUUCUUCGGGCAUUUCUUUUUCUGUCUUUAGAUUAAUGCCCAGGAUCUUUUCUUCACACCAAAUACACUAUAGAACCAUUCUUGUCAGUUUACCCCCCUUUAUUCCGUUUAAGGCCACUUGCAGAAACUGACCAACAUUUCAGAUUUACUAGCGGAUUUUAGAUGGAUAAUGGUGAUGUUUUGAUUUCAAGACCUUUACCGAUUUCUUUCUCACAAAUGUUUUGUCAUUUAUUUUGUGUGUGUGUGUGUGAUUACUUUUGUUAAAAAAUGUUGUUAACUGUUAAGACAUUUGUGAGAUUAUGUUCAAAUGUGCAGGAAUAAUUUCUGUAAAAUUAUCACAAAUUAGAAACUUAUUGUUAUUUAUUCUUAUAUACAUGUAUAUGCUUGGUGGUUAUUAUACUUUGAAGUGGGUGGUAAAUAAUAGUAUUGUAUAUUUGGUUGGUGGUUAUUUGCGGAGUGAUAUCAGUGUAGCUCUCAGUGUAGACUUUCUGAUCUCACUAGUGUAUUGUUUCAUUUUCUCUUCACCCUGUAUAUUUCACUGGUGUUAAUGUUCGCACUGUUCAAGGGACACAGAUUGUGCAUUAUAGCUUGUGGUGCCAUAAGCGUGUGGUUACUGUUAAGGUUAUCUCCCCUUAUCAGUACAUCUUGAUCUGAACAAACUUACAAAUAUGUGCAAGAGAUGUUGGAGUUCUAAUCUUAAAUAUAGUAAGGCUAUGUGUAACAAAAAUAAAGAUCAUGUUUACCGGUA
Haliotis rubra (blacklip abalone) is the source of this 3279-nucleotide messenger RNA. Its product is annotated as UDP-glucose 4-epimerase-like. NCBI's taxonomy places the organism in Eukaryota, Metazoa, Mollusca, Gastropoda, Lepetellida, Haliotidae. Gene Ontology annotation, cellular component: cytosol. The record is from RefSeq and is a predicted model, not a curated record. The transcript has 10 exons. Gene Ontology annotation, biological process: beta-D-galactose catabolic process via UDP-galactose, Leloir pathway. Gene Ontology annotation, molecular function: UDP-glucose 4-epimerase activity. Bases 115 to 1152 code for a protein of 345 amino acids.